Dermacentor andersoni is the source of this 762-nucleotide messenger RNA. RefSeq names its product A disintegrin and metalloproteinase with thrombospondin motifs like. Gene Ontology annotation, molecular function: metalloendopeptidase activity. The record is from RefSeq and is a predicted model, not a curated record. NCBI's taxonomy places the organism in Eukaryota, Metazoa, Arthropoda, Arachnida, Ixodida, Ixodidae. Gene Ontology annotation, biological process: membrane protein ectodomain proteolysis.
AUGAAUUUAUCCGAAUGGGAAGGCGGCACAUUACAGCAUUGGAUUGGAGGAUCAGCUUUCCUUGGAGGAGCGUGCCUAGAGUGGAAGGUGGGAAUAUCUGAAGAAAGAGUUGGCAGUUAUUAUGGCGUGUACGUCCUUGCACAUGAGAUUGCACACAGUCUUGGCUGUGCCCACGACGGCGACGGUGCUUACGAUUGGCCGCCUGGACAUAUUGGGUCAAAAGACUGUGAUUGGAAUCUUGGCUUCAUGAUGAGUUAUAAGUUUAUAAAGCCGAACAUGUACAGGUUUUCUAAGUGCUGCCAGCGAGAAGUUAUGAAUUUUUACAACCGACCAGAAUACCGGUGUCUUCGUGUGAAGAACAGCCUACAAACCAAGAUAUAUUCUUCCAAACUCCCUGGUGCCGUCUCAAGUCGUCAAACAUAUUGUGAGAAAGUUUAUGGGCAGUACAGCAGCUACAUUAAAGCAGACAUGGAUUACCCGACGAAAGGGUGCAUCGUGAAGUGCUUUAUAAGCAGAAAAUGGGACAACAUGCUGAUGUCUGCAGUCGAUGGCGUGCAAUGUGACACAGGAAAGGUGUGCAUUCUUGGUAAUUGCACUUCUAAAGCCGAAUUGAAGAAAUUGGAAUGAUUUAGUAAAGAACCAAUCAUUUAUCGAUUUACUCUGAACCAGGUGCAUUGAGGUCAUAGACAUACUAAACGCACCUGUUUCUCUUCAUUAAAUAAUAAAAUUGAGAAGUAGCUUGGAAGGGAGCUGAUUCUCUCA